Molecule: messenger RNA, 4037 nt
Organism: Meriones unguiculatus (Mongolian gerbil)
Lineage: Eukaryota; Metazoa; Chordata; Mammalia; Rodentia; Muridae
Gene: Samhd1
Product: SAM and HD domain containing deoxynucleoside triphosphate triphosphohydrolase 1
Biological process (GO): defense response to virus; dGTP catabolic process; regulation of innate immune response
Cellular component (GO): nucleus
Molecular function (GO): dGTPase activity; protein binding
Source: RefSeq, a predicted model, not a curated record
CGCACUAGGGAGGCUGGCAAUGCUAAAAGGGCUCGGCUUGAGGGCUGCGGCGUCAGUGCGACUGCGCGCCAGCCGAGUGCCGCGGUUCUUGACUUCGCCGCGCCGGGUGUCGGAGGUAGCCAUGCAGAGAGCAGAGCCGGAGCAGCCUGCUAAGCGGCCCCGCUGCGAUGGCAGCCCGAGGACUCCACCGAGCACCCGUCCUGCAGCGACGAGCGCGUCUCCGUACUUGGACAUCCGAAAGUGGGAGCCCGAGGACGUGUGCUCCUUCUUAAAGGAGUGUGGCUUCCGAGAGGAGAAAGUGCUGGACAGCUUCAGAGGAAAUAAAGUCAAUGGCUCAUUUCUGCCCUUUUUGGAUGAGAAAAGUCUGGAAAAUCUGGGAGUAAGUUCCUCGGAAGAGAGGAAGAAGAUGAUUGACUGUAUCAAAACACUGCCUCAAUCUCACAUUGAUCUAAUGAAGGUGUUUAAUGAUCCCAUUCAUGGCCACAUUGAGUUCCACCCGCUCCUCAUCCGAAUCAUCGACACGCCCCAGUUCCAGCGGCUCCGAUACAUCAAGCAGCUGGGAGGCGGCUACUAUGUCUUCCCCGGAGCUUCUCACAACCGGUUUGAACACAGUCUCGGGGUGGGGUACCUGGCAGGAUGCCUUGUACGAGCACUCGCUAAAAAACAGCCAGAGCUGCAGAUCAGUGAGCGGGAUAUUCUCUGCGUUCAGAUUGCGGGACUGUGCCACGACCUCGGUCAUGGGCCAUUUUCUCAUAUGUUUGAUGGAAGAUUUAUCCCGAUUGCUCGCCCAGAUAAAAAGUGGAGGCACGAACAGGGCUCGGUUGAGAUGUUUAAGCAUCUGGUUAAUUCUAACGGACUCACAGUUGCCAUGAAAAACUAUGGUCUCGACCCUGAAGAAGAUAUUACCUUUAUCAAGGAACAAAUUAUGGGGCCACCUGAAACACCUGUCAAAGAGCAUUCGUGGCCAUAUAAGGGACGCCCUGCCAAGAAGAGCUUCCUCUAUGAGAUAGUGGCUAACAAGAGAAGUGGCAUUGAUGUGGACAAGUGGGAUUACUUUGCCAGGGACGGUCACCAUCUCGGAAUCCAAAAUAACUUUGAUUACAAGCGCUUUGUUAAGUUUGCACGCGUCUGUGAAGUGGGGGACAAGAAGCACAUUUGUACAAGAGAAAAGGAGGUUGGAAAUCUCUACGACAUGUUCCACACACGCAACCGCCUGCACCGCAGAGCCUACCAGCACAAGAUCAGCAACCUCAUCGAUAUGAUGAUCACGGAAGCUCUCCUCAAAGCAGACCCCUACGUGGAGAUUAUAGGGACUGCCGGGAAGAAGUUUCGUAUUUCCACGGCCAUUGACGACAUGGAAGCCUUCACCAAGCUGACAGAUAACAUUUUCUUGGAGAUUUUAUACUCUACUGACCCGAACUUGUCUGAGGCACAAAGUAUUUUAAGGAACAUUGAACACCGUAAUCUAUACAAGUAUUUGGGUGAGACCCAGCCAAAAAGCCAGAAGAUUGCAAAGGAAGAAUAUGAACAGCUUCCCCAAGAGAUUGCUAAUGCCAAACCUGUCGUCACACCUGACACCAAACCUGAUGCCGUGCUACUGGGUGCCAACCUGAAGGCGGAAGAUUUUAUAGUGGAUGUUAUCAGCAUGGAUUACGGGAUGGAAGACAAGAAUCCAAUAGAUAAUGUUUACUUCUAUUCUAAGAGUGACAGCAAGAAAGCAUUCACGAUCUCCAAAGAUCAGGUGUCACAACUGCUGCCACAGAAAUUUGCAGAGCAGCUCAUUCGAGUGUACUGUAAGAAGAAAGACAACAAGAGCAUUCAUGAUGCCUGGCAGUAUUACUCAGUGGUGUGCGGACAGGGACUUCACCAAGCCGCAGCAAUAUGGGGCACUUCCAGAGGACCCAGGUUCAAAACCCAGCAACCAGCACCCACACGGCGGCUCACAACCAGCUGUAACUCCAGUUCCAGAGGAUCCGAUGCCCUCUUCUGGCCUCUGAUGGUGACAUUAUAGCUCCACUUAUAACACCUCUGAAAUGGAAUAAAAAUAAUUCAUCUUGUCGCCAAGAAGCAUCCAAAGCCAGAAUAUGUCUAAAUUUUAAGUGAAUGCCUGCAACUGGUUCUUUUCAAAAACAUCUUCCCCCUUCAUAAUCAAGUUAGGAAAUAUAAUCAUAGAGCCCACUAGUGAUUUUUAUUUAGCAUUCUGAAUGUAUGUUCAUGCUGAAGGGUAAGUUGUUUUUAUUCAAAAUGAAAAUUUUUCAAUAUAUACUAUGGUGAUUUGAAUAAGAAUGGCCUCCUAAGUGUAUAUAAUUCAGUGUUUAGUCAUCAGGGAAUGGAAGGACUAGGACUUGGUUGAAAGGACUAGAAAGAUCAGGAGGUGUGGCCUUGUUGGAGGAAGUAUGUCACUGGAGGUGGACUUUAAGGUUUCAAAAGUCAAUCUAGUCUCUCCUUUUCUCCAUCCAUCCAUCCCUCUCUCUCUCUGUCCCUAGCUCUCUCCCUUCCUCCGUUCCUCUCCCUCUUUCCCCUCCAUCUCAUCCUCCUUCCUUCCCUCCCUCCCUCUGCCCAUGGAUGAGGAUAUAGCCCCCAAAUACUGCUCCAGCACCAUGCUCUGUGCGAUGAUGAUGGUGAGUUACGCCUCUGAGGCUGUAAGCCAGCCCCCAGUUAACUGCUUCCUUUUAUAAGAGUUGCCUUGGUCAUGGUGUCUCUUGACAGCACUAGACACGUACCAUGAAAAGCAUUAGCUUAUGUAUUUUUAACAUUAAUCGAAGCCUUUCUCCUUUAGCAACCUAUUUUUUUCAGGAUAACUCUCCCAUCUAUUCUGAACUCUUGGGACAAAUAACUGAUUUUAAUUUAGAAAUUGAGACAAGGGCACAGGUUAGAAUUCAAGGUUGAAACUGCCAUGCACCGUGUGGUUAAAAAAAAUAAACCAAAUCCUACCCCUCCCCACCUUGAAGAGGUGCCCGUCACCCUGUUCCCCCCAGGAAAGAAAGCUACCACUCCCAGCCCUUUAGGUGCCAGGCUGGGGAGCAUGAGGAGCCGCUGAGAGUGUGGCAGGCGAGUACUUUACCACUGACCUCAGCUGCACCCCAGUCUUCCUAGUACAGCUCCCCCUGCCCUCACACCAGGCACCUCACACCAGGCUCUCCUGAGACUGUUGUGACUCCAGACAAGAUCAGCUUCUUCGCACCUGAAAUCACUCCAGCUCCAAGGGACACACCCUUGCCAGCCAGGGGACAGACUUCCACCUCAUCUGAGUUGAACUGGUCAGCUGCUCUGAGAGCACAGACCCCACCCUCUGGCUGCUCUCGCCCAGGACCUCACCUCGCCUGCCUCAGUGUGUGUACAGGUUUCAGAACAUUCUGGACUGCCUUUGUGAGUCCAGCGGCUGCCCAUUGGGCCCUCGGUUCCCUGUGUGGCCUCUGGACCCACUGUGGCUCCCCCUGCUGCUCCCCUCGCCCCCACUCUGCACAGCUUCACCAAGAACUGAGUCCUGUUGUGGAGCCAAGGGUGGUCACCAGAAAUGCUGGUGGCCACAGGCGGUAGGGACAGAGGCAGGAGCUGCAGGUUGGCAUCUCAGUGAUGAUGAGUGAGAUGGCAGCCCAGGCAGUGGGCAGCUCGAGUUCACCAGCUGUGCCCCCUCUCCUGGGUGGCCAGGUUCACUUUUGUCCACUCGUGGGUGAAGAAUAUUGGUGUGAGUGUCCCUAUGGGCUCAGAAAUGCACAAGAGAGGUACCAGCUUACCCCGCUGUCCGUGGUGCCUCUGUAACUCAGGGAGCCGGCCAGAGCCCCCUCUUCGUGUACACAGAGUCAAGAUGAAGAACUGUAUAUUUUUCUGCUGAUGUUGUUGUUGUUUUGCCAGUCUGUUUUUUAACCAUUAGAGUUUAUUCUGGAAUUUUGUAGUCCUAAUCUUGUACUAUGCCAUCUGGGAAACAGUUUUGACCCCUUUUAUGCACAAGCAGCUGUGUCUGUGCCUUUGAAGCUGUUUUCAUUGUGUGUACCUAUGUCAUUUACAAGACCACAUAAAAAUGGAGAUUUUUAACA